CAAAGUUUAAAUGACACUAUAUGAAGCCGCACCAAAACUAAACAAACGUGGAGACGCUCUCACUCUCAGAAUGGAACGAUUCACCGCUUUAACCUUCGUCCUUUUGGCUUCGUGUCUCUGCAGGACGUUUGGACAGACGUGUGAAGGGAAGUGUGGGACUAAACUGGACUCCUGCUCGUGUCAUCCGACGUGUGAGUCCCUCCAAGGCUGCUGCACCGACUACAAGGAGUUCUGUGUGGACGUCCGUCCGUAUUCUGGGACGAUACUCGGUGGGACAGACUUGGUCGUUCUUAAUGCGAGCUUCAAUGAGAGCUCCCAGAUCGUAUGCAGGUUCAACCAUGACAUCACCACCGUGGGGUACGUGGAUGAACGCAGCCGAGGUCACUGCAUCUCCCCACUGCUGAUGGAGACAGGGUGGGUUCCUCUGCAGAUCUCCUCAGACAACGGCACUACAUUCAGUAGAGAUGGAGCCUGGCUCUCAGUACACACGGGGAAGUUAGAUAAUAAACUUAAGGCCAUUCUGGUCAACUCCACCAAAUGGCAGUACUACGGCACCCCCACCGUGGGAGGACGCCUGGAGAUGAUGUGGAACACCUCACUGGUCCGAGCGGAGCGGGUCAACGUAGAGCUGUGGGGGUACCGGGAGACAGGAGAUCCCUACUCCGACACCUGGAGGGGCGAGUGGACCUAUCUGUACUCGCUUGCUAAGGACCAGCCCAAUAACGGUUCCUUCAGCUUUUUGCCCAAACCGGCGGAGAAAGGCUUGUCGGCGUGGGAGGUUGGCUCCGUGCGGGUCAGCGGCAGCCGCCACCCCGACGGCGCGUGGAACGUGGAAGCGGCGUGGACCGAGGACCACGCUCUGGCCUGGCACCUGGAGGACGCCUUCAGGCACAACUCCGCGGCCUGGGCCCUGGACAAGUGCUUGGCCUGGGACCGGCUGGAGGGCGAGCUGCCCCGCUUCCUCGGCGAGAUCGUCGACUGCCCCUGCACCCUGGCCCAGGCCCGGGCGGACACGGGGAGGUUCCACACUGACUACGGCUGCGACAUCGACAAGGGGAGCGUGUGCACCUACCACCCGGGGAGCGUUCACUGCGUGAGGGCGAUCCAGGCCAGUCCCACCUAUGCAGCGGGGCAGCAGUGUUGCUACGACAGCACCGGGGCUCAGGUCCUGACGGCGGACUCCAUUGGGGGCAGCACCCCCGACCGGGCUCACGACUGGGGCUCGCCGCCCUUCAGGAGCCCCCCCCGGGUCCCGGGUCAGUCCCACUGGGUCUACGACGUCCUGAGCUUCUACUACUGCUGCCUGUGGUCCGACCACUGCCGCUACUACUUCAAGCACCGGCCGUCCAGCGACUGCCGGCGCUACCGGCCGCCCGGCUCAGGUGAGCGCAUCCGCAUCCCGCCGCUCCUGCCGUUUCAGCGCGCGCCGCUCACUGCUCUCCCUGCGCCGCCAGCCGUGGUGUUCGGAGACCCCCACUUCAUCACCUUCGACGGCGUCAGCUACUCGUUCAACGGCAAAGGGGAGUACACCCUGGUGAGCUCUGCGAAGAAGCAGCUGACAGUCCAGGGCAGAACCGAGCCUGUGGAGGGAAUAAAAAAUAACGCCACAAAGAUGACGGCCGUGGCCAUGAAGGAAGCGUCCUCUGAUGUGGUUGAGGUCCGUCUGGGUCCAAACGGCCUCGAGGUGCUGCGCGAUCAAAAAGGCCUUUCCUUCGCUGAGCAGAGCUGGAUGGACCUGCAAGGCGUCUCCGUGUUCUCCCCGACCUCCACCAACGUCACCGUGAUGUUUCCGUCCGGCGCCGGCGUGGAGGUGCGUCUGAGGGCGGGAACCCUGACGACCAGCGUGCUGCUGCCGGACGCGUUCGCGGGCGACACGCUCGGCCUGCUGGGAAAGAUGAACGGCGCCGCCGCCGACGACCUCGUUCUGAGCGACGGUCAACCCGUACGGAACCACAGCGACCCUGAGGAUCUGUUCAGCUUCGGGGCCAGCUGGGCCGUAUCCCACGACGCUGCCUUGUUCACGUAUGACUCACAGAAGCUUCUGGACGAGUAUUAUAAUGCUCCCAGACACGACCCCGACUUCAUCCCAGAGUUCUGGAUUCCUGAGAGUCCAGACGACCCGUUAGCCAACGAGGCGUCUCAGAUCUGCUCUGGAGAGGGCUCUCGCUUCUGCAGGUUUGAUGUUCUCGUAGGUCGUAGUGCAUCGAUGGGAGAAGCUGCCAAGGCGUCGUUUCACAGUCACAUGUCACUUGUGGACGAUUUAAGGCCAGUGAUCUCCUGUGGAUGGCUUUCACCACCAACUAACGGGAAGAAGGAGGGGACCACGUAUCUACAAGGAGCUAGGGUUCGGUUCUCCUGCGACGAAGGCUACGCUCUCCGAGGAUCCUCGGAGCGCGUCUGCCACAAUGGCCAGUGGUCCGGAGAGGAGACGACCUGCGUAACUCCCAGUAACGUGGCGGGGAUCGUGGCCGGUUCCGUCAUCGGAGCGCUCGCCCUCACAGUCAUCAUGACGACGAUCGUCCUGCACUCCAGGCGUCAGAAGAAAAGAAAACAGGCCGACGCUCGUUCAGAGGAGGACGCGCCGGGUGCGGCUUUCUGAGGACGUUUGACCGAACGCUGCCUCCAUUCACUCCAGCUCCGGCAGCUUCUACUGUCAGCCGCGCACUCCAUGUUAUGGUCUCAUUAUCCUCUCAUGCUAUUUCUAUUUGCUUGAUUUAAAGCACGUGAUGUCUCUGCGAGUCUGUUUAAGCCUCAUAUGUAUAUGAUUUUUACCAGCUGAUGAUAAUGAAGGUGAAUUGUAACUCCCCUACUUUAUAAUCAAACUUUAAAAGCUGAUUUUAUUCUAGUUUAUUAUCAAAUUAUUACUCACAUCACAUUUAGUUCAGUAUUUAUCUGUACAGUAUUUUUGGACUGAUGCUUUUGAGUGCUUCAGAGAUUUAGUCUUUAUUAAACACCGUUCCUCUCUGA
Messenger RNA from Betta splendens (Siamese fighting fish), 2967 nucleotides. Its product is annotated as sushi domain-containing protein 2-like. NCBI's taxonomy places the organism in Eukaryota, Metazoa, Chordata, Actinopteri, Anabantiformes, Osphronemidae. The record is from RefSeq and is a predicted model, not a curated record. Bases 11 to 2599 code for a protein of 862 amino acids. The transcript has 15 exons.